CCCUCUAAGAUUUUGAAAUCCUAAGGGGCUUGACGAAAUGGCAGCUGCACCGUCGACAGAAGACCUGAGAAGUGUAAGACUCGUCUUUGAACCCAAGGACAAUGCAGCUUUUGAGCCCUUGAAUAACUUGGAGCUUUUCGUUCCUGACACUUUUGGGCGCAAAAGUAUCAGGAAAACUAUUAGUCAACUAUCUAAAGACGGUCCAGUGGACCUUCUUGACUUUGCAGUAGAAGGAAUAUUAUUGCGCACAACUCUAGGCAAGUUUUGUGAGAAAUAUGGAAAAUCGCGGGAAGCCGUUUUGGAAAUUUUGUGCUUUCAGCGAGAGUCAGCGCCUACUGAAGUUUCUUCCAACAGUCAAAGUCAUUGGCUUUCUUGCUUAUAUUGCUUCCAUCUUUCAGAAUCUACAAAAGUAGUCGCUGGAGCUGCAGAAGGGUUUUUACAUGGUUGGAGUUGGAGUCAUAGCCAAUUUUCUGCAGAGUGGGAGAUGCCUGCUUUCAAAGACGCGAAGCAAUCGACAGUCAUUGGCGUUGAUUGGCUUCCUGCUAAACAGAAGUUAGUUUCCUGUUUACAAUCUGGAUUUUUGGUUCUCAGUAGUCUUGAAGGCAACGAGAACAUUUCUUUAAGUUUGAAUCAACCUGGAUCUACCAAGAAGAAUUCCAUCGAAAGUGUUUUGUUCUAUGGCAACACAGGAGACAAGUAUGAUUCCAUAUUUCUGGGUGCUUUUGAUGGAUCCAUUUUAAGAGUUCAGAAACACGACAUAGAGCUGUAUUCUGACCUUAUUAGUCCGGAUAAGGACCUUUAUUGUCUCAAAACGGAAGAAACUUUGCCUGGUCAUUCACAGAGAGUCUCUUCCGUCAUUUCGUUAGAUAUGAAUUUUCUGUUGAGUAGUUCUUGGGAUGGGACUGUGAAGAUAUGGGAUCUCGAUAGAUGUUGUUUGACUUCUUCCACAAAUGUUGGAAGACCUAUCAAUUCUUCCACAAAAAGUUUGAAUCAGGAUUACCUUGUCGCUGGAAACAUGGAUGGUUCAUUUACGCUUCUUGAUUGUCGUCAGGAGAAACCUGCUCUUCGAAAGAAAUUCGCGCAUUCAUUGGCGACUACUGCAGUGACUUCUUCACCUUUAAAGAACCAUUUCUUUUGCACAGCUGGCCGUGACAAUAAGAUAAAAGUUUGGGAUAGUAGAGCUCUUAGUACGCCAUUCUACGAAAGUGGUAGAAAGGGAAAGCAAGGGAAUACUUAUUUCACAUGUUUGUUUUGGGACAGUGAGAAGAAUUUGCUGUUGGCUGGAAAAAGUGAUGGAGAGUUGUCUUGCUUAUUGUUUGAAGAUGGAAAAAUGAAGUUGAGCUAAGAGGCCUUUACAAGAAUUGCUCAAGAGAGAAAAAUUAUGUAGUCCUUCUAUCUUUUAUACUGUUCAGCUAAUCUAAGAAGAGUUUUUUAAUUAAUAGGCUUAAUUUCAAUAAACGCUUGUAAACGUAUGUAAAAGGAGGUAGUCCAUAAGAAAUGAGACCACUUUGCU
Messenger RNA from Galdieria sulphuraria, 1513 nucleotides. RefSeq lists its product as uncharacterized. The transcript has a single exon. The record is from RefSeq and is a predicted model, not a curated record. NCBI's taxonomy places the organism in Eukaryota, Rhodophyta, Bangiophyceae, Galdieriales, Galdieriaceae. Gene Ontology annotation, molecular function: protein binding. The coding region runs from base 38 to 1345 and encodes 435 amino acids.